Molecule: messenger RNA, 3823 nt
Organism: Anas platyrhynchos (mallard)
Lineage: Eukaryota; Metazoa; Chordata; Aves; Anseriformes; Anatidae
Gene: ANO8
Product: anoctamin 8
Biological process (GO): chloride transmembrane transport
Cellular component (GO): plasma membrane
Molecular function (GO): chloride channel activity
Source: RefSeq, a predicted model, not a curated record
AUGCCCGAGCCGCCGGCGGCAGCUCAAGAGGGCGAACGGCCCCCCCGGAGGCCCCCCCCGGCAGCCGACGAAAGAACGGAGCCGCCGGCCCCCGCUGGCGUUUUGGACAAGCUUUUUGGGAAGCGGCUGCUCCAAGCCGGGCGCUACAUCAUGUCCCACAAAGCCUGGAUGAAGACGGUGCCCACGGAGAACUGCGACGUGCUGAUGACCUUCCCGGACACCACGGACGACCACACGCUGCUCUGGCUGCUCAACCACAUCCGCCUCGGCAUCCCCGAGCUCAUCGUGCAGGUCCGGCACCACAAGCACACCCGCGUCUACGCCUUCUUCGUCACCGCCACCUACGAGAGCCUCCUGCGUGGGGCCGACGAGAUCGGGCUGCGGAAGCCGGUGAAAGCCGAGUUCGGCGGGGGCAUGCGGAGCUUCUCCUGCGAGGAGGAUUACAUCUACGAGAACAUCGAGAACGAGCUUUACUUCUUCACCUCUCAGGAACGGCAAAACAUCAUCAGGUACUGGCUGGAGAACCUGCGCGCCAAGCAGGGCGAGGCGCUGCACAACAUCCACUUCCUCGAGGGGCAGCCCAUCAUCCCGGAGCUGGCAGCCCGCGGCGUCAUCCAGCAGGUCUUCCCGCUGCACGAGCAGAGGAUCCUCAAGCGGCUCAUGAAGUCCUGGGUGCAGGCGAUCUGCGAGGCUCAGCCGCUCGAUGAGAUCUGCGACUACUUCGGCGUGAAGAUCGCCAUGUACUUCGCCUGGCUCGGCUUCUACACCUCGGCCAUGGUGUACCCCGCCGUCUUCGGCUCCAUCCUCUACACCUUCACCGAGAGCGACCAGACCAGCCAGGACAUCUGCUGCGUGGUCUUUGCCAUCUUCAACGUCAUCUGGGCCACGCUGUUCCUGGAGGAGUGGAAGCGCCGCGGGGCCGAGUUCGCCUACAAGUGGGGGACGCUGGACACCCCCGCCGAGUCCAUCGAAGAGCCCCGGCCCCAAUUCAGGGGCAUUAAGAGAAUCAGCCCCGUGACCAGCGUGGAGGAGUUCUACUACCCGCCGUGGAAGCGCCUCCUCUUCCAGUGCCUGGUCAGCCUGCCCGUCUGCCUCGCCUGCCUCUCCUUCGUCUUCCUCGUCAUGCUGGGCUGCUUCCAGCUCCAGGAGUUCGUGCUGAGCAUCAAGGAGCUGCCCCGCAUCAUCCGCUUCCUGCCCAAAAUCGUCCUGGCCGUCAUCGUCACGACCUGCGACGAGGUUUACAAGAAGAUCGCCUACUGGCUGAACGACAUGGAGAACUACCGCCUGCAGAGUGCCUACGAGAAACACCUCAUCAUCAAAAUCGUCCUGUUUCAGUUUGUAAAUUCAUACCUAAGUCUUUUCUACAUCGGUUUCUACCUCAAAGACAUGGAGCGGCUCAAGGAGAUGCUGGCCACGCUGCUCAUCACCCGCCAGUUCCUGCAGAACGUCAAGGAGGUGUCGCAGCCCCACCUCUACCGCCGGCUGCGCCGGGGGGACCUCAGCCUCCGCAGCCUCCGCGAGGUCGCCCAUGCCGUCCUCCGCCUGCUCGCCCGUCCCCGCGGCCCCCCAGCCCCCGGAGCAGCCCCCGAGGGGUCGCGGGGCGAGAAGAAGUGUCUGAACGGGGGCUGCGGGGUGCCGGAGGAGGAGGAGGAGGAGGAAGAGCGGCGCGAGUCGGAUUCGGAGGAUGAGAGCGCCCUGGACUGCGGGCUGAAGCUGAAGAAGGUGAGCUUCAUCGAGAAGGCCGAGCGGCGCGGCACGGAGCCCGGCUGCCCCGAGGACGAGAGUUUCCUGGAGGAGGGCAGCCCCACCAUGGUGGAGAAGGGCAUGGACCCCGCCUCCGUCUUCGAGCUGGGCGAGGAUGAGGAUGACGCUGAAGGCCCCCCGGGAAGCCCGGUUAAGGCAGCCGAGCCGGUCGCCGUCCUGCGGGGAGGUCGGAGGAGGAGGGCGGCCGAGAGCAGGGAGGAGGAGGAGGGCGAGGAGGAAGGGCGCAAGAGGAACCGAGCCUCCUGGAUCGACCCGCCCGAGGAGGAUUACUCCACGCAGCUGACGCAGGCAGAGGUGGAGAGCUGCAUGAAGAAAUACGAGGACACCUUCCAGGACUACCAGGAGAUGUUCAUCCAGUUCGGCUACGUGGUGCUCUUCUCCUCCGCCUUCCCCCUGGCUGCCAUGUGCGCCCUGGUGAACAACGUCAUCGAGAUCCGCAGCGACGCCUUCAAGCUGUGCACGGGGCUCCAGCGCCCCUUCGGCCAGCGGGUCGAGAGCAUCGGGCAGUGGCAGAAGGUGAUGGAGGCCAUGGGCGUCCUGGCCAUCGUGGUCAACUGCUACCUGAUCGCGCAGUGCGGGCAGCUCCAGCGCCUCUUCCCCUGGCUCAGCCCCGAGGGAGCCAUCAUCUCCGUGGUGGUGCUGGAGCACUUCGCCCUGCUGCUGAAGUACGUGAUCCAAGUGGCCAUCCCCGACAUCCCCGCCUGGGUGGCCGAGGAGAUGGCGAAGCUGGAGUACCAGCGCCGCGAGGCCUUCAAGAAGCACGAGCGCCAGGCGCAGCACCACUUCCAGCAGCAGCAGCGGCGCAAGCGGGAGGAGGAGGAGCGGCAGCGGCACGCCGAGUACCAGGCCCGCAAGGAGCGCGAGUCCAACCGCGACGAGGCCAAGCCCGAGGCCGCCGGGCAGGACCCGGCCCACGAGAAGAGCCAGGGCAAGGGGAAAGGCUCCGGGGGCACCUCGCACGGCUCCGACAAGCCCAAGCGUCCCAGCUCGCUGCUGGCCACCAACAACGUCAUGAAGCUGAAGCAAAUCAUCCCUCUGCAGGGCAAGUUCCUCUCCGGGGGGGCCGGGGCCGGCAGCACGGCCGCCGCCAGGUCCCCCCAGUCCCCCACCGGCAGCGAUAACAAACUCCCCGGCUUCCUCAGCUUCAAGUUCCUGAAAUCCCCCGAGACUAAGAGGGACGCGGGGACCGAGAAGGUCCAGUCGCCCACCAAGCCAUUCAACCCCGGCAAGCUCUUCAAUUUCGGCAAGUCCGAAGGGGCCAGCGGCAACGGGGCCGCGGCCACCGCCUCCCCCCAGCCCCGACCCGGCCCCUCCACGGAUGGGGGCGAGCGGCCGGGCCCCAGCAAGUCCCACCUCAACGGGGUGCCGGAGGACGGGGGCCGCGAGGAGCCGGAGCCGCGGGCGGAGGAGGAGAGCGGGGGCUAUAAACUUUAAGGCGACGUUUCGGGAGCGAGCACGGGCGUGCUGGCCCCGCGCCCUGCACCGUCCCCCUCCGUCGCAUCCCCUCGUGCCCCUCCAGCCCCCCAGCUGGGACCCACAGCCCCCGGGGGGGUCCGGACGCCCAAGCGAGGCACCGUCGGUGUGAGCAGCAGCAGGGCCUGGCCGUGUCCACGCAUGGAGCGUCCCCUCCUGUGCCUCCGGCAAAUUCGGGACGGGCAGGUGAAAUCCUGGUCCUGCUCCACGGCUCCAGCACCCAAAGGGACGAGGGGAAAUUCAGCGUCCCCAAAUCCGCCGGGAGCAUCCCGCAGAGCCCCCAUGGGUGAAGACAAUGGGGCUCGGCCCCACGUCUCCGAUGGCAGAGGAAGGAGGCGGCGCGAGGAGCCCGAUUCACCCGUGCCUACCGCCACCGCCGCGUCCUCCUGCAUCAACCGGUGCCAUCCCGCAGCCUCGGCACAGGGUCCUGGUCCUGCCGGCACGGGGACGUUCCCCGGCCCCAACACCGGCCGGGAGGGAGGGGGGUGAGCGGCGAGCGCCGGCCACCCGGAUUCCCAUGCAUGGGCAGCAUUUCUUGCACUAAAACAAAACAAAACAAGAAAAAAAAAAAAAAACAAAAACAAGG